Messenger RNA from Pristis pectinata (smalltooth sawfish), 1520 nucleotides. Its product is annotated as mitoregulin-like. The coding region runs from base 24 to 194 and encodes 56 amino acids. Gene Ontology annotation, biological process: positive regulation of mitochondrial membrane potential. The record is from RefSeq and is a predicted model, not a curated record. NCBI's taxonomy places the organism in Eukaryota, Metazoa, Chordata, Chondrichthyes, Rhinopristiformes, Pristidae. Gene Ontology annotation, cellular component: mitochondrial inner membrane. The transcript has 2 exons.
AGUCCGCCCGGGCGGAAGUAAAGAUGGCUGAAGUGUCGGAGAGGACGCUGCAACUGGCUGUCGUCUUGUCCUUCACUUCGGGGUUCAUCGUUGGUUGGCAGGCCAACAUCUUGCGAAGGAGGUUCCUGGACUGGAGGAAGAAGCGGCUGCAGUCGAAGCUGAUCGAGACGCAGAAGAAACUGGACUUGGCAUAAGGGGAAAAGUUAACGAAACUCUGUGCUCAGCAUGGGUCACUGUUUCAUACAAAUAACCCAUAUUCACAGAGAAGUUCCUGGAACGUUGAUAAUGGUUGUGAAGAAACGGAAAUAAUCAACUUUGCAAAGCAACCAUGUGGAGCACAUUUCCUAAAGCCAAUGGCUGAAAUGCUUACAGAAAGCUAUUACUUCAACUCUUUUACCUGGUGCCCAAGGAACUGAAAUGCUGCUCUAAAACCUCGUAUUUUUAUGUGCAAGAUAUGAAUUGAUUUAAAUUAUUUCUAAAUUUCAAAUAAGAUUUUUUUUUGAAAAAGAAGUUGUGGGUAUCUGUAUUUUUGGGUGACAAAUAGCAUGAGUUCCUCGACUAUUUUUCCCUCCUAAACUGAACUUCAGUUAAAUGAAUGAAGAAAAUCACCUGUUUUGUUUUAAAAAAAAGUCUAUUUUGUCUUUGGUUGAAAAAGUCUAGUGUUCAAAAUAGAUUUUCUCAACUUGUCUGGAUUAAAAAAUCAUCUGCAUAGACUGAAUUUAAAGUUUACCUAUUCUUGUGUUUUAGGGGCAAACAAUGGAAUGGUUUAAAGGAAACCAUUCCUGAAGUUUGGAUUUUAUCAGCUUUCUAUCUUAUUGGGGUUAAAAAAAAAAGCUUGUUCUAGUUUUGAGCUGUUAUGCAAGAUACUUCCAUUAUUUUUUGGUAAUGGACUCUGCAAGCUAAAACAUUUAGGACAGUAAGUGAACUUCUGGGUAAUGUGUUGGUAACAAGAAGAACGUAGUGGCACAAUGUGGGAUUUAGGGGUUGGUAAUUGGAAACAGGAGUGCCAAUUGGGAAGUUUUACUGCAAGAUGAAUCAGCCACAGCUUUUAAGCAAAUGAAGAAAAAUACAAAACAAUGCAGGGAAACAUGAGAUUGAACUGGAUAACUCCAUCAUGGGGUAAAUAACAGCAUGGGGAAGAUAGGAUAAAAUCUGUAUCAUGCUGUAACUAUUAGUGGAGAUAUAGUGUGCCAAACUCCAGCCAUAUUGAAGUGUGGAAUUAUAAACCAUAAAAUAUUUUAUUUUGUCUUUUUCCUGUUGAAUUGUUGUCACAAUUUGCAGUGAUUGCAACUGAAUGGAGUUUUAUGUUUAUUUACACUGAUAUGUAUGUUUUUUCAAUUAUCAUUGGAAACACUUUUUUCCCUCUCAAUUUUGCAUACUGUAUCAAAAACUCUGGACUAUGGUUACAUAAGCAUGCUGUGUGGAACACUAGGAAGUGUGAAGAAAUUCUUUUCUGCAGGUGACCUCAGGUGUACCCUUCCAUCAGUACUGUUCUAAUAAAGCAGGAGAUAUUGUGGUCA